Messenger RNA from Closterium sp. NIES-65, 1656 nucleotides. The record is from the annotation of a GenBank genome assembly. NCBI's taxonomy places the organism in Eukaryota, Viridiplantae, Streptophyta, Zygnematophyceae, Desmidiales, Closteriaceae.
AUGGAGUUUGUGGACAAGAUGCUGACGGAGGCGGACUGCAUCAUUCUACGGGACGAAGGCCGGGUUACCGAUGAGGGGGCAGUGGUGCAGGAGAGGAACGCUGCUAUGGGAGAGGGGAGGCAAGCUCCGGUCACUCGCCCUGUGGAGGACGCACGGGUUACGGAGAUGAUGAGGCGACUGGCGACAUUGAAUAAUGAUGUGAGGUACCUGGACGCCAGCUUCACCGUACUCGCCAACUUUGUAGGGCUGAGGCGGGACGAGGUGGUGACAGCUGCAACCCAACUACUGCUGCAUGGGGGUCACGCGGGGACCGGCGUGAAAGCAGAGGCGGGUGGCACCAAGAAUGCUCCACGCACUCCACAGCGUCCGUCUGCACAUAAGGGGCGGGAUGACAGCAGUCCUGAGGAGGAUGGCGUGCGCAAUGCCACCCGGGUUGUGCUGGCCUCCACGUUCGCUGCAUGUGAGCCGACAUCGACCUUGCUGCAGAACCCGCACCUUGCGCACGGGACCAUACCUCACUGGAUGUUCACGCGUGGGAUGCACCAGUUUGGGGCGGGUGUGCCAGCUGGAGCUGGCGUGUGGGGAGACACGCGAGGGAAGGAGACGGUGAAGGCCGAAGAGGAGGAGGAUCUCGUGUCAGACAUAGACGAUGAGGAGGAUGAUGACGAAGCGUGUGCCUCCAAAUACACGGGUGUGAAGUUGGAUAAAGCGUCCGGCAAGUACGGCAUGAAGAUCCUGAUUAAGGAAGGUGGAAAGUGUAAGCAGCAGCGGCUGGGAGCGUACACCACGGAGGAAGAGGGGGCGUUCGCGUACGCCGCAGGUGCGUUCGUGCUGAGGCCACGUGACAAGAUACCCAACACGGUCAGCCUAUCAGCCGCAGAGAAGGCGAUGCUGCGUGGUUGCACCAAAGAAGAUUUGCAGAUCCUGGUGGAAGCGCGGAAGUGGUGGAGGUGGAGGAGCUGGCAGGAGGCGCUGGAUAGCGUGAGCAGCAAGCUGAAACGUGGCAGGAAGCGUGGGGGUGCCACAGGUACAUCAAAGAGGCACAGGGUGGUGGAUAGCAACACCAUGGCUACCAACGAACCAGAGGUCCCCGACAAUGCGGAGAGUGGGGGGACGGCCCCCGUGAGCGAGCAGGGCGGGGGUGCAAAGAACAAUGAGCAGGAAGAGCGAGGGGAAGACACUGGUGCACAUGAGAAUACGGGUGGAGGCCGGUCGCGACGUGUCUCACUCCCGCUGGCGUACCUGCGAGCGUCGUACCAGCUGACGAUGCCGCGAGGUCGUCUGUCGAACGGGAAACGUGGGGCGGCCAUUCCUAAGCGCCUGAGCUUAGCCAAGAAGGGAAAGGAGGUGGUGCAGCCGGAGCAAGGCCCCGUCGCCCUACCCUCGCGACCCCGCGGCCCCACCCUCGCGGCGCCGGUCGCCACCCUUCGUGGCCUCGCCGCCGCCCUUAGCGGCCUCGUCGCCGCCCCACCCGGCCCCGCCGCCGUCCCUUCAGCGGCUCUGCCGCCCUUCACGGCCCCGCCGUCACCACCGAGCAGCCGAGCCGCCGUUGCCGCCGAGCUGCCGAGCCGCCGAGCUUACGAGCCGCCGUUGCCGCUCUGCCGCCGAGCCGCCGUUGCCGCCGUUGCCGCCGAGCCGCCGAUGCCGCCGAGCUGA